Molecule: messenger RNA, 2207 nt
Organism: Halteromyces radiatus
Lineage: Eukaryota; Fungi; Mucoromycota; Mucoromycetes; Mucorales; Cunninghamellaceae
Exons: 1
Molecular function (GO): protein binding
Source: RefSeq, a predicted model, not a curated record
UUUUUUUUUUAUGCUUACUUUAUACCAUGCCUUCUCACAUCAAUGAUCUUCCUUAUGAAGUAAUGCUCUUUAUAUUCAGGCUAUUGAACAGAAGCGAUCAUUGUACUCUUCGAUUAGUUAACAGAGUGUGGAACAGACUUGCUAAUCCUUUUGCCUUCGAAUCGAUCACUUUUAGAAGAGAUACUGUGGAUUCUGCUCUUUCCGACUUGACCCUCUCUUUACAAACAGCAACAACAAAUUCUAAUGUGGAUCAACCUAUUGGCUCUUAUAUUCAAUAUGCCGAUGUAGAAGAAAUAGCCUUUUCUGCCUCUUAUUUGGAACAAAUUAUACAGCUAUGUCCAUUCAUUCAUCAUUUUACUAGUUGUAUGCCAUCGACAAAACCAGACAAUGAACAUGUGGACGUGGCAAAUGCUGCAAAAUUUUAUCGCAAACUUCCUAACUCUCAAGUGAAACACCUCAACUUAUGGAACGUGAGCUUUUAUGAUGUUUUCUCGUCCUCGAUCCUUCCGUAUCUCUUUGGUCUUACUUCACUGUCUCUCUCUGUAGGUUAUGAAUUCGAUUCUUGGAUAGAUUCGGAUGAUCAAUAUAUUUUGUGUGAAAUCGAUUUUAUGGAGAUGAUACAUGAUGCAUGUCCUCAAUUGAAGUCUCUUUCACUCAACAGCUGCCUUUUUACUCCUCAAAGACAUCACCGUUUGGAUUUGAAUCAAUUGUUCAAGCGAUCUACCACAGCAAUCAAAACAACUAUAGCGAAUUGGGCAUCAGGGAUCCGACCUUGUUCUACUCUGAAGCAUUUUACUACAAUACUAACAUACUCAGCACAUACCACUCAAUCCAAGACUUUGUAUCUCUUCUUGUAUCUAGUAGUCAAGUAUCCGAAUCUGGAGGAACUCGUCGUCGAAGGUGAAAAUGCUUUAGUCAGUAAUGAAGAAAUGUCAUGGUCAAGGCGUACUCACUUGAUCAAUUCCGUUCUACUGGAUAUGGACGAAAAUGGUAACAUUGGUGACCGAUCAUAUGUCUUUACUGAUUUGAAAUCUAUUCAUCUAGACUGUUUUCCUCUGCAAUACUUGGUGCAAGCUAUUCUAUUUGGAUAUGGAUCAUCUCAACAAUCUGGUCAUCUAGCGACAGCUAAUUCAACAAGAACAAUCGACUUCUCAGAAUGCUUUGGACAUCUUCAUUCAUUUCACUUUGAUUUCUCCCAGCGUCCUUAUUUUUUUGGCAACUACUUGACAGAGUUGAAAAUACACGAAAGUAAAGUGGAUUAUAACAAAUUAUUAGACGGCUUUGAUCCGGACGUGAAUCAAGUACGAAGCCUCUCAUUCUAUGGUGAUGAUCGUUAUCAGUCCACAACUAUUUCUAUUGAUGUUAUCUUGGAUAAGUGUUUACAUUUACAACAACUUGCAUUGUGCGAAAUCCGAUUGGGACUCUCAUCAGCAACAACAUCGACAAUAAAUUGGUUGUCUACAACAUCUUCCAGUUCUUCACCAUCAUCGGCAACACAUCCAUUACAAAAACUCACCAUCAAGGAUUCAAAUAUUACAGAUACAGCACUCUUCGAAUAUAUAUCCUUCCAUUGUCGACGGUUUUCUGUUUUAAAAUUAGAAAAUAUUAAAAUUCAUGGCAGUCUUGGGACACAACAACCUGCAUCACCAGACGACAAUAUGAAAGAAUGGCGCCAUUUGACAAACAUCAAUAGCAAAGAUCAUCAACGACGACGGAUUACUUGGAUCAACAUGCCCUAUACGACUUUCUCAAAAUGCGUGAUAGAAUUACCUUUUUCUUACGUCUCACACCGAUUUGCUGCACAUCGUGCUGGAUAUAUGAUAUUACAAGCAUCAGGGGUGGCAAGGAUAACAGAUGAUAUCAACAACAUACCUGAUUACUCUUGUCCUUUUUGGUUUUGUAGGUCGGAAAAAUGGGGAAGGAGAGGAUUCUUCUAUUCUAUACAUCAAGAUACAGAUUUACUUUUGGAACGGUUGGCUAACGGUGACUUGAGCAACAAGGAUGGCUUAUCUUAUAUAGGAAAGAUAGCUCUACGGUAUCUGAACAAGAUGGGCUUCGUGGUGAUUAUCUGUAAAAGCAUGAAGAAUUUGAACCUUGACAACGAGACAAUGAUGUAGUAGAUUAGGUUUUUUUUUAAUGUCCUUCAGGUUUAACCUCAUUUUUUAGUUUACCCUGUAAUAUAUCGUCCUUCUAUAUUCCCUUUUUUU